Anopheles stephensi (Asian malaria mosquito) is the source of this 749-nucleotide messenger RNA. RefSeq lists its product as uncharacterized. Lineage: Eukaryota; Metazoa; Arthropoda; Insecta; Diptera; Culicidae. Bases 41 to 355 code for a protein of 104 amino acids. The transcript has 3 exons. The record is from RefSeq and is a predicted model, not a curated record.
GGAAGACACAACUGGAGCAUAAAUCUAUUGCAAUGGGUCGAUGGAAAGCAGUCGAAGCGAUACAAACCUUAUAGGAUCUAGGGUUCCCGGCCCGCACGGGUACGCUUCAACGUGGCCACAUUCGACCGUCGAAGAACAAUACGUGGCGAACGUUCAGUGGUCCACACUUCGUUCCGGAGCUGCUACUAAUGUGCCAUGUCCGGUUCCGCUUCCUGCAACAGCUGCUGCAUCGGUUGGCAGCAGCAGCAUCAUCGUCGUCGCCGGGACUCACCACCGACGGAACGGAAACUCGGGCUGGUACUCUUCGUAUUCUUCCUCGCCACAACAGGAAGGGCAUUCCACAGUCGGUUUGUGAACCAGCCAGCCAGCCAGGAUGUUUUGUUUCGCCUUACGUUUAGAUGCAGGUGUCGAGGGAAGGGGUCGUGUUACGUGUGCUGCGAGAUGGAAAAAGCAGCUUUUACAUCCCGUGUCUCGUGUGUCUCCUGUUCACAUCACGCAGCUCCCUUUCACCAUAUCCUUGUUGGAAGAAAAGGAUACUCCAUAAAGGGCAAAUUAAACCAUUUCAUCGAGCGUAUCAUAAGACGGAAGAUUGAACGGGAAGAAUUGAAUGGUGCUCGCCCAUUUCACUCUGAACGUUCUGCACACCAUCCGAAAAGGUGUGUGGAGUGCUAUUCGAUACCCGAGAGAGCGAGAGAGAGGGGGGGGGGGGGGGGCACACGGCUUCUCCACAUAAAAAAGAACCAUCCGAA